AUGUCGACACUAAUGCAAGAAAUAUCUAAAUCACCAUCUCGUGAAAGAGAAAACAAAGAAUCUGAAAUUUAUGAUGAUAAGUUAGAUUCAAAUAUUGUUUGCGAAGAAGAAGCACCUAGGACUGCAAUGACAUUUAGUUCUGAAGAGGAAGUUACCUUGUAUUAUAUGAAUUAUGCUCGACAUAUGGGUUUUGGAAUUAGUAAAAUAAGUUCGAAAAAUGGAGAUGAAGGAAAAAAAUAUUUUACUUUAGCAUGUAGUCGUGCAGGAAAGUAUGUGAGCAAUCCCAAGAAUGUUUUGAAACCAAAUCCUAUCACUAAAACACAAUGUAAGGCAAGACUGAAUGCAUGUAUAUGCUCGGAUGGAACAGUUGUUGUUUCAAGUGUUAUUCUUGAGCAUAAUCAUGAACUUAGUCCAACCAAAGCACGGUAUUUUAGAUGCAACAAGAAUUUGGGGUCUCAUAUAAAAAGGAGAUUAGAACUUAAUGACCAGGCAGGAAUCAAUGUGAGCAGAAAUUUUAGGUCUCUGGUUGUUGAAGCAAACGGGUACGAGAAUCUAACAUUUGGAGAAAGAGAUUGUCGAAAUUAUAUAGAUAAGGUAAGACGUCUACGACUUGGGACAGGAGACGCUGAUGCAGUACAAAACUAUUUUAUUAGAAUGCAAAAGCAAAAUAAUCAGUUUUAUUAUGUAAUGGAUUUCGAUGAUGAAAGUCGUUUGAGAAAUGUAUUCUGGGCAGAUGCGAGAAGUAGGGCUGCAUAUGAAUAUUUUGGUGAAGCUGUAACCUUUGACACCACUUAUUUAACAAACAGAUAUGACAUGCCUUUUGCUCCUUUUGUUGGAGUAAAUCAUCACGGUCAAUCUGUGUUGUUGGGUUGUGCGCUAUUAUCAAAUGAGGAUGCUAAAACUUUUACUUGGUUGUUUACAACGUGGCUAGAGUGCAUGCAUCAACGUGCACCAAAUGCCAUUAUUACUGACCAGGAUAAAGCAAUGAAAAAUGCAAUUGAAAUUGUCUUUCCAAAAGCUCAUCAUCGAUGGUGUUUAUGGCAUAUAAUGAAAAAGAUUCCAGAAAAGUUUGGCAGGCACACAUAUUAUGAGUCUAUUAAAACACUUUUGCAUGAUGUUGUUUAUGAUUCAUUGAGUAAAAGUGUUUUCAUGGAGAAAUGGGAAAGAAUGGUUGAAUCUUAUGAACUACAUGAUAAUGAAUGGUUGAAAGGGUUAUUUGAUGAGCGGCACCGUUGGGUUCCUGUGUAUGUGAAGGACACAUUUUGGGCCGGGAUGUCAACCACACAAAGAAGUGAAAGCAUGAACUCAUUUUUUGAUGGGUAUGUAAACUCAAAGACAUCACUGAAGCAAUUUGUGGAGCAAUAUGACAAUGCAUUAAAAGAUAAGAUUGAAAAGGAAAGCACUGCUGAUUUCAAUUCAUUUAAUAAAGUAAUUCCAUGUUUAAGUCAUUUUGGCUUUGAGUCUCAAUUUCAAAAAGCAUUUACUAAUGCAAAAUUUAAAGAAUUUCAACUAGAGGUUCCUGCUAUGAUGUAUUGCAAUACUUUGUUUGAGAAAUUGGAUGGUGUGAAUUCAAUAUUUAGUGUGAUGGAAAAUAAGAAAGUAUAUGACAAAAUGAAAGACAUCGAGUUCAAGGUGUCAUUCAAUGAGAAAGAUUUUGAAUUACAAUGUACAUGUUGCUUAUUUGAGUUUAAAGGUAUUUUGUGUAGACACAUCCUUUGUGUGCUUCAAUUGUCACGUAAAACAGAGUCAGUGCCGCCUUGUUAUAUGUUUUCACAGUGGAGGAAGGAUAUAAAGCGAAAACAUACACUUAUUAAAUGUGGUUUUGAUAACUUGACUGGAAAUGCUGAAUUCCAGCGUGUUGGUAAGGCUUGUGAUGCCUUUUACGAAGUUGCUUCUACAGAGAUAAAGACCGAAGAAGAAUUAUUAAAAGUUAUGGAUUGGAUCAAGGACUUGAAAAUAGAGUUAACUUGUAAAAAGUCAUCUCCAAGAAUUAGAGAAGAAGAUGGUUCAAUUCCAAAUCAAGUGUCUAGCAUUCUUGACCCUGUAGAGGCUCGAAGAAAAGGACGUCCUCGUGAAAAAAGAAAGGCUGCUAAAGUUGAUCAAAUUGUGAAGAAGAAACUUGCAAAAAAGAAAACUCAAACUAGCCAAAAGAGAAAAAAUUCCCAAAGUCAAGAAGAGCAUGAGCAUAAUGAUCUUUUGAGUAGUGGAAAUGGUGGUAUAAAUAGCUUAGCUCCAUUUGAUUCAACUCAAGAGCAGAAUGGUGAUGUAUAUCAGUGUGAGCAAAGGUAUCUAUGGAGGACUGAAUAUGGUACUGUAUACAAUUUAGCUCCCUUCAAUCCAAAUCAAGUACAAAAUGGUGAAUUAGAUCAGGUUUCAUAUUAUUCUCAAAACAUAAACCAAACUGCUACUUGUUCUAAAGUUUCACAGGCACAAAACCAUAUGAAAGACCAGCCGCCAACAUUAUGAAAACAUGAAUCAUCGAGAUAUGAGAAGAAUGGUUCAUCCAUCAUCAUAAAGACAUGAAGUUUUAUUUUUCUGUUUUCAUUUGCUUAUUUCAUUUGUAAGGAUUGUGAUGUUAUUGAUGCUAAAAGAUUUGUUAUUUAAUAAUACAAGACUUUGGAGUAAA
This is a messenger RNA of Trifolium pratense (red clover), 2626 nucleotides long. RefSeq names its product protein FAR1-RELATED SEQUENCE 6-like. Gene Ontology annotation, molecular function: zinc ion binding. The coding region runs from base 1 to 2466 and encodes 821 amino acids. Lineage: Eukaryota; Viridiplantae; Streptophyta; Magnoliopsida; Fabales; Fabaceae. The record is from RefSeq and is a predicted model, not a curated record. The transcript has 6 exons. Gene Ontology annotation, biological process: regulation of DNA-templated transcription.